Molecule: messenger RNA, 3352 nt
Organism: Spodoptera exigua (beet armyworm)
Lineage: Eukaryota; Metazoa; Arthropoda; Insecta; Lepidoptera; Noctuidae
Source: the annotation of a GenBank genome assembly
GAUUAAUCCGGUUUAUUCCCAACGCUAACUAUAUCCGAUGAUUUGUAUAAAAUGGCGUCAGCCGAGUUUUUAGAGCAGGCUCUGUCCACAAACGUUGAUGAGAACGCCGUUAACGCGAUAGUAGGUUCAUUAGAAAAUCAGUUAGUCACGUCAGUCGCGUCGGCGUCGUCCCAAAACAAUUACGUAAAUGUUAUUCCGCCUCAAAAUUGUAAUAUAACUUCAAACUCGGGCUCUAUUAUAAGUGGACAAAAAUAUAUGACUGACCAAAUAAGUUCUGGUGGUAUAGUGAAUAGUGUUCAACCUAAUAUAGUAUCCUCAAGUGUAACGUUUAACAGUGUACAAGCCCCAACACAGCCAACAUUUACUUCUCUGUCAUUGAGUGGGUCUCCUCUUACAAAUGAGACAUUGAAGGUGAUAUACACACAAGCACAACAUCUGGGCAACCCUCAUAGCGGCGUCACACUCCCAGUUCAAUCGUUGGCCAGCGGUUGCAUCGCACAGCCGUCGCAGAGCCAGAUUUUACACGCGGUGUCGGCCGGCAGCGUGUUACCACAACAGGGCAACAAAACAAUCGCCAUGCAGAAUCCACUCGUCAUUAAGCAGGGCACAAAUACUGGCCAAGUGGGUAUGCAGACUGGAAUGGUGACUGUCCCAAUGACUGUGAACUCUAGCAUGCCUGCUUCAAUACCUAAUGUGAUGACACUGAACAAGCCUGGAGGGCAGAACGUAGUAGUGACCACACAGAACUUAGGCUCCGCGCAGCCUGCUAUCAUCCCCAAUGUCCAAAUAUUAAACAUGAGACCUGGAGCGCCCGCAGUGGCUGCUCAGAAGUCAGUAGCAACAGUAUCACCCAGAGUGGUGAUUGGUACGCCUCAAGUUGUUGGUACGAGAGCAACUGCUCCAAUAACGCUGCAAACUCUGCAGAGUCUUCAACCGGGGCAGCAGGGUCAUUUGUUGUUAAAGACUGAGAAUGGUCAAUACCAGCUCCUGAGGGUGGGUCCCGCGCCCGCGGCCAGCACUCUCACGGCGCCGCAGGCUCAGACCAUCCGGCUGUCGACCGUGCCGGCACAUCCUGGCGUGGCGACAGUAUCUACCAGUGUGGCGGCGCCGGGUCCUAUACCGGGGCAGAUGCCGGCGCCGCCAAUCGCAGCUCCUGUAGUUGCAUCAGCCCCGAGUGUCGCGGUCGCUACACCCACACCUCAACAACCCAGUUCGACGACUCAUAUAAAACCGUCGGACAAUACCAAAGAAAAAUGUCGGAAUUUCUUAGCAAAUCUAUUAGACUUAUCAAGCAAAGAGCCACCCUCGGUGGAGAUGAAUGUAAGAAACCUGAUCCAAGAACUAAUAGACGCUCAGGUUGAACCAGAAGAAUUCUGUGAUAGACUGGAACGGCUUCUUAAUGCUAGCCCACAGCCAUGUUUGAUCGGUUUUUUAAAGAAAAGUUUACCUUUGCUGCGACAGUCAUUAGUAACGAAGGAGCUAGUGAUCGAAGGUAUCAAUCCUCCAGCGCCGCACGUCGCCUUUACAAACAUACCAGCUCCAGUGCAACCGGUUAUUGCAAGUGUUACCAAUUCCAACAUAUCAAUGCAGCCGGUGCAAAAGAGUGGCGGUACCAUAGCCGUGCUGCAGAACAUCCCACUUCACACCAAGAUCAAUGUGAACAAAGUGGGUAAAGCAAUGACUGUCAACAGCAAGACCAACUUUCCACGGUCAUCAGUAGCCUCAGCUGCCCUAUCUACAGUCCUCACCCCUGGCAAAUCCCUCCUCAAAGACAAAGAAAAGAAGUCUUCGGGGCAGUUCUCACAGCCUUUCGUCGAUGAUAAGAUGGCUGGAGAUGAUGACAUCAAUGAUGUUGCUGCCAUGGGUGGUGUUAACUUGGCUGAAGAAUCGCAGCGAAUCCUUGGCUCUACGGAGAUGAUUGGUACACAAAUUAGGUCGUGUAAAGAGGAAUACUUAGUACCGACGAGUUUAAUGCAGGCUCGCAUUAAGACAAUUACAUCGAAACAUAAUAUGGAAGAGUCUCCCCCGGAAGUGGCAAAUCUCAUCAGCCACGCAGUGCAGGAACGCCUGAAAACACUUGUGGAGAAGCUUUCUACCAUCGCCCAGCACAGAAUUGACUUGUUGAUAAAGUCUGAUAACCGCUAUGAAAUAACCCAAGACGUUAAGAGUCAGCUCAAGUUCUUAGAAGAAUUAGACCGCGUAGACAAAAAGCGGCGAGAGGAUUCUGAGAGGGAGAUGCUGAUGCGAGCAGCCAAAUCUAGAUCUAAGAAUGAAGACCCAGAACAAGCCAAACUGAAGGCAAAAGCGAAAGAGAUGCAGCGCGCUGAGCUGGAAGAACUUCGGCAAAGAGAAGCCAAUCUGACUGCGUUACAAGCCAUCGGGCCUAGGAAGAAGGCUCGGCUCGACCUGCCCGGUGGCUCCGGUGAUUCCAUUUCCAAUGGCGCUGGACACGCUGCUGCCCCAGGAAUUGCCGGCCGCAGCCAGCUAGCUCUCCGCACACGCCUGAAGCGCAUCAACAUGCGCGAUAUGAUCUUCCUAUUGGAGCAGGAGCGAGACACCAGCCGCUCCGUCAUGCUAUACAAAUGCUACCUCAAGUAAAUGUGUGCUCUUACACACCCUGAAUGUGAUUACUGUUGUCUGUGCUCGACGCUAUAAUGCGCACGAAUGGUUUCUCUAUACCAAAUAACUUUUGAGUUGAAUGGGCGAACAUGUGGAAUAUGGUUAAAGAACGUGGCGGGACCGCGAGAUAUCUGGGCUUUGAUUACCGUAACGUCCAGAUUGGUAAUUUGUUAAUGAAUAGUUGUUAUAAUACUGGUUGAUUGUUGGUUGAUUAUUUUUAAGAAAUAUUGUUGGCCCGCCAACAGUUCCCAUUUACCUUACAUGUGUGCUCCAGUAUGUAGCAGUUUAAAAAUGUUAAUCGAUUCUAAGCUUUAUCUGUAAAUAUGUAGAAUUUGGUGCUGACUUGACUAUUGUUUGCAAGUAAAAAGUGUUUAUAGCCAUAUUGUUUUAGGAUGAAUGUUUUAUUGUUAGACCUUGAAUUUAAUUACUCUGAAAUAAUAAUAAUAUGGCAAACAAUUAUUUUAAUGUAUAUUUUUAUAUAAAUAAUUAUUUAUUGUAAUUAUUAUUAUUAUAUUACUGCUGAUGUGAUCUGAUGUAAAAAAGGAGUAGGUAGUAAACUUUUAUCUUAUGUAAGACUAUAAAAUAAUAUUCUAAAACGCUGUAGACAGUUAACAAGUGUUGUUUCAAAUAUGAGUGGACACUAUUUUACAUCAGUUCAACAAUUCGAAUAUAUUGUAUCUUCCUCAUUGGGUAAACAUAUUUGAGACAUUGUCGCUACAUACACAAACAUCUU